Molecule: messenger RNA, 223 nt
Organism: Cetraspora pellucida
Lineage: Eukaryota; Fungi; Glomeromycota; Glomeromycetes; Diversisporales; Gigasporaceae
Source: the annotation of a GenBank genome assembly
UAAAAUAAUUUAUUAUUUAACUACUACUACAUUAAAUACACCAAACCAAACAGAACUAUUGCCAGAAAGUAUAUUAGUUAAUCAAACUAAUGACUAUGUCUAUUUAAGAAAUCUUGUGAAUCAAUUUUGUCCAACUAUAUUUAUCCAAUCUAAUGUCAACAAUGAAUUGAAAAGAUAUUUUGUCAUUCCUAUUGAUAAAAAUUGUAAUUCAUUAGAUUGGUAA